AUGACUCAUAUGCAUGACGCCCGUAGCAAUAGCCGGCAGAUGCCUGAGAAAGACAGAUUAAAACGAGUUAAGCUGUCCAUGGCGCGUAUCAAGGUGGUCAUUGGAGAAAGAGACAGGUCGGUUAAGGCAAUUCACGUGGAAGAAAACAAUGAGGGUGUGAAACGAGCAGAGAAGAGAAAGGCGAAGUUUGCCGUCUACCAAGAGGCGCUGAGAAAGAGGGCGGAGAAGAAUCUCCUAAAGCGCGGCGCCAUCACUACGAAUGGAUUCGUAGAAAAGUCUAUUAGAUUAACUAGUCGUGCUGAGAAAGCCACGCAUGCAAAGAGAAACGAGGCCGCUACGGCAACACCUACUGAAACAACGACUACAUCUCAGAAGGAAAAGUCUGUCGACGAAAAGGCGUCUACUGCCGAGGCUAAUGUGGUAAAGAAAACUGGUGAAGAGAAAAACUAG
Sphaeroforma arctica JP610 is the source of this 450-nucleotide messenger RNA. RefSeq lists its product as hypothetical. The record is from RefSeq and is a predicted model, not a curated record. Lineage: Eukaryota; Ichthyosporea; Ichthyophonida. The transcript is spliced from 3 exons. Bases 1 to 450 code for a protein of 149 amino acids.